AUUAGACUGAAAUUGGCGGCAAAAGUAAUGGGAGAAAAUACGAAGUUUAACUGACAUUUUCAGCAGGUUUUUAAAUAAUGUAGUUAUUUUCCGCCGAAUAUUUUGUUUAAAUUUUUUAAAAAAAUUAUACAUAUGUAUUUCAUUGUAUCUAUUCAUUUAUUUUAUUUUCUGAAAGUAAAUAAAUAAGUUUAUUCAAAACAUUGUCACAACUACGAAAAUACAUACCAGACGAUAACAAACACAUGGACGGACAACAUCAACUUUAUUAUUAAAAUCGGCAACAAAAUAUAGGAUUGUUUAAAAGUACUGAAACUUAAUUUACACGCAGGUUGUGAUGCUGGAUGUGUCAGCAUAUUGGUGAGGAGCAUCAUGACAGAGACUGAGUUCACAGUGAAAUGUGUUCAGUGUAAAAAUGUGGAAGUUUCUCCUAGAUGUGUAGAAGCCUUCAGUGCAUUAGAGGCUUAUGGCUUUAAACCGCAGUGGAUUACCGAAGAUGAGUGUUUAAAUAUAACACAGAAAGAUAAAAACACAGUGUAUCUGUGUGAUAAAUUUGAAGGAGAUGCUUUUGAACACCUAAAGUCACAUGGGUUGAGAAUUUUAGGCCCAGUCUGUGUAUUAACUUGUUUGGAACUUAAAGUGGAAAUUCCUCGUACUAAAGAACCAAUCCAUAAUUUAGCCAUGAAGGACACCAUCAUCAGCUGUACAAAUAUAGAUAAGGUAUUGCGGGAAUCCUUACACAUGAAAGUUUUGAUGAUGGGUGGUGAAAUCCAACGCAACUUUACUGAAAAUGUGACUCAUCUUGUGGCUGGAAUGGUUGGUAGCAGUAAAUACCAGGUGGCAAGUAACCUGAAAAAAUACAUUAUGUUACCUGAUUGGGUUAAUUCUGUCUGGGAAGCAUCACAGGAAGGCUCUGUUCACUGCAAUGAUGAGAAGUUUCAAAAAUACACUUGCCCCAUCUUUAAAGGGUUAAUUGUAACAGUAUCUGGCUUAGAAUCGGCAGAGAGGAAAAAAGUGAAGCAACUGGUUGAAAUGGAAGGUGGUGUUUAUUCAGGAGAAAUGAAAGUUGAUGAAUGCACUCAUUUAAUUGUAAAUGAACCAAAAGGCCAGAAAUAUGAAUUUGCCAAGCAAUGGAAGAUCCAGAUUGUAAAACCUCAGUGGUUGUAUGAAUCAAUUGAAACUAGUUAUUGUCUUGAUGAAACAAAAUACCAAUUAAAUACUGAAACUCUUGAUGGAGAAAUGAUGACCUCCACACCAACUAAAAAUUCCUCAGCUGUUAACCUGAGUUCAAUUGCCAAUAUUUCUGCCAUUACUCGUCUUAGCGACACUAUGCUCAGUGCUUGCAGUUCAAGUAUUUCCCGAGUAGACAAGUCUAAACCCAACUUUGAUAAUACGUCAUCAAUGUCAACACCUAUGUCAUUCUUAGAUGGUUGUAAGAUUUAUCUCAGUGGAUUUCGUGGGCCAGACCAAGAACGGUUACUCAGGAUCAUCAAUGUUGGUGGAGGUACUAGAUUCAAUUCUUUAAAUGAACAUGUUACACAUGUUGUGAUGGGCGAAAUAGUACCAGCAGAUAUGGAUUAUCUAGAGAAAGCUAUUCAUAGGCCACAUAUACUAAAUGCCACCUGGCUUUUAGAUUGUGUGAAAGAGAGCAAGUAUGUCCCAGAGAAACCCUAUUACAUCAAGAAACUUCCCUUUGUAAAGGAAUCGCACAUGGAACCACCAAAAAAACCUGCCCCUAUCACAAAACGAAAGCCAGUUGGUGAUGUAUCACAGCUAAGGACAAGUGCUACCACUACUGAAUUUGGCGAAAAUACUGAUGAAGAAUUGGCUUUGAUGAGUCAGUAUCUCCAAGGAUCAGUAAUGUCUAAGAGUGAAGCUCAACAAAGUACCUUCAAAAGUAACAUUGCGUCCAGUGUCAACAGCAUGUCAAAUGGUACUUUAGAACCAGAUCAGUCAGAAAUGACUGAUCCUGUGAAUACUGGUGGUAUUUUUUCUGGUAAAACAUUUAUUUGUUGUGGAUUAGCGGAAGAUACACAAGUUAUUGAAGGUGCUGUUAUAGAAAAUGGAGGUAAAAUUUUGAGAAACAUUCAUCAGAUCCCUGAUUACGCACUCGUUCCACUGGGUGGCUGUACUAUAAAAUUCACUGCCAAUGAAGUAGUCACUCAUGUCUGGCUAGAAACUUGUUUAGAAAAACAUUGUCUGGUUCCUAUUAGUGACAGUGUUCUAUUUCAACCAAUUGAAAUCAACCACCUUGCCAAACCUCUAACAAAUUGCGUCAUAUCAUUCAGUGGCUUGAAUUAUGUUGAAAAGAAUUGCCUAAUGUACCUUGGAAAAGUUCUUGGAGCAAACACUCAGCUAGUUUUUGUGAAAAAGCCAACCAAAGGAAUGUUAAGUAAUACUCAUUUAGUCGUCAAGGAAGCUGAGGGACAAAAAUAUGAAGCUGCUAUUAAAUGGAAGGUACAUGUUGUGAAAAUAGAAUGGCUUUUAGCAUGUGCAAAGAGUGGUAAGUUAGAGCCUGAAGUUAACUAUAUUUGUAAACCUGUUACCUGCAAAGAUGAUGUAACUCUGGUCAAGGAGAAUAAUGUCAACACUAAUACUUGUUUAACUGAAAGUGGCCAAAAUGAUGGGAAUAGUUCUUUUGUUACCAAGAAACGAACCUCGGUAUCUGAUGUGAGACCAAACCACUUGGCCAAUGAUGCUUCUGCCUGUAAUGAUGUUCAACAACCCCAGUGUAACAAUAUUGUCAUGGAAGGCUUGGCUAGUUCAGACAAUAGUCAGAAGGAGAAUAGACAUUCCCUAUCGCAUAAACAGAUGCCUGUCUCAUUACAGACAUCUAGAAUUUUGGAAUUGCAAGAGAAAGAUUGCCAGCUGUCACCCAAAGAAAAUAACUUCCAACCUAAAAUUGAUACUGAAACACCUAGUAAAUUCUUGGGCCAAGGAAAAGAAUAUCAUCCCAAAUUUGAGCUUGAUGAUUUGACUUCAGUGCUGGAAUCACAAAUGAAGGGCCUAUCAACAUCUCAUUCAAGAAGAUCUAGCAUUCCAUGGGGUGAACUGUUCAGUAAACAUAUUGAAGAAGGUGUGAAGAUUAGUGCUAAUGCUCGUACUGAGGAAGUCAGUGGUUCUCAGGAAGUUGAAGCUGUCAGUGAUAAGAAUGAGGGUCCACUGAAGGAUGUUGUAAUUUCUGUCGCUCGCAAAUUGAGUGCCAAACAAUCUCUCUACAAUGACAUGGCUGUAUCACUUGGUGCUGAUUAUACCUGGACCUAUGAUGACACAUGUACUCAUUUCAUUUUCCAGGGCAAACAGAAUGACAUCAACAGAGAGUUUCGGUUGGCUCGAGAUCAAAAGAAAAUAAUUGUUUCACCCUACUGGCUGAUCAUGUGUAAAGAACAAAAUGUGUAUGUCGACGAGUCUUUGUUUCCUCACACAUUUAAUCCAAAUUUGAACUUGCAAUCUGUCAUGAACAGCUCCAAAGAAACACCUCCUCGUAAGAUGAGGUCUUCUAAGACUGAUGUCGGUUCCAGUGCACCUGUUGCUAAAAAGACUCCAAGAGUCUUCAGGCAAGAUGUAGACGCUGUUCCUGAACCAGAUGCAGAGGAAGAAAGGAUGGAAAUAAAUGCUUUGUUACCUAUCACUACUGGUGAAGAAUUAAUGGAACUUGAAGAAACAAAGAAACCUGAUGUGGAGAAUGUUGUUGAAAUGGCUGAAAUUCAAGAAGCUUUAAAUAAAGAGCUAGAAAAUAUUAAAGCUUCUGGCUCAAGACGGUCAAAGAAGAGAAAUAAGAAAUUAAAUUCUUCCUGUAAUGACAGUCUCAACAACAGAAACGCACCAUAUUCUACCAAAGUUACAGCCACAGGUAAAGCAGCAGAACAGUCAUCCAAAACUUCUAGUUCGGAAUCCUCACAGAGUGUCCAGGUUACGUGGUAUGAUCCAACAGAAAGACUCGAGAUGCAGAAGGUUGCUGCUCAGCUGGAGCGUGCAUAUUGUCCCACUCAAGAUCCUCUUGAGGGUUUCACAACCACAAAACAAGACUGUGAUGAUCAACCAACUAAUGGAAAUGGAGAGUUAAAUGAUGGUGGGAAGAAAAUCUCCUCCAGAACAUCCACCCCAGAACAACCUUCCAUUGUAUUACCACUGUCUAAGAAAUUAGAAACUGUUGCUGCCCCUCAACCAAUAGAGUUUCUGUCUGAUGAUGACACCCAGGAUAAUGCCACUACUGGAACAAUGGUAGAAUCACCAUACUUUUUAUUAUCUGGAAUAUCUCCCUCUGAACGAGUGGAUUAUGGUGCUUUGAUUGAGGAACUUGGAGGAACUGUCAUAGAAGGACAGAUCUAUCAUGAAUCUUGUACACAUCUUGUUAUUGGAUGUCCGACCAGAAAUGAAAAGUUCUUGGCUUGUAUGGCAUCAGGGAAGUGGAUACUUCAUAAAUCUUACUUUGAAGAUUGUCGCAGAGCUAAGAAGUUUGUUCAGGAAGCUAAACAUGAAUGGGGCAGUGUAUCCACAGAAAGUGUCUUAGCCUCAGCCAACUCUGUUAUGAAAACAUUAGCAGCUUCAGCACAAAGAUGGCGUCUCAAAAUACAGGAACUAAAGAAGCAAAGCCCAAAAUGCCAAGGUGCAUUUUAUGAUUGGUCUGUUAUUUUGUGCACUUGUAAAAAGAAAGAAAGCAACUUUGAACGCCUUUUGAAGGCCGGUGGUGCCAAGGUUUUGUCUGCUAAGCCACCAUUUACCAAACCAAUUUCAGCAACACAUGCCCUUAUAGAUAUUACUAGAGCUGAUCUCACUACUAGUGACUUAGAAACCUUAUUGCGAAACAAUGUACUUUGUCUUCGUCCUGAUUAUAUUGCUGCUUACCUUUCAAAUGAAGUACUACAGUCACCUGAUGAAUUUUGUCCUCCUGAAGUCAUUGCUUUAAGGGCCAGCUUGAAUCUUCCAGAUUCUGGGAUGAGAAAAAGAAAAACUACCUUAAUUGGUGAAGAAGCGAAACGAAACCGAAAACUGUGAUAAUGAUUAUUAUUAUUGAUAAUAAUAGUAAUAAUGUUAAUGUUGUUAGGGAGUUGGCAGAAAUAGUAAAAUGAGGCACUAAAAUUGACUUUACAGUAUUUAGGCUUGCCUCUCCAUGUUCUGGGUUCCUUUCUUAAGAGAAGUCAACUUUGCCUUCCCUCCCUGUAAUAUACUCAUGUCAGAUUAAGUGGUUAAACUCUGUUCCUACAAAUUUCUGAUCCUGCUGACUAUGGGUUAGGGUUAGGGUUGACUUUGCCUUACCAUUCCUCUGAGAUAGAUAAAAUAUGGUAUGAUACCAGUUGUGGUCUGGGAAGUGACAAUGAAUUUGCACUCAAGUAUUGGGAGAAUUGAUAAAAUAAAAGUACCAAUCAAGUAUUGGGGUUUGGUUUUAUCAAUGUAUUCCUUCACCCAUAUUUAUAUCUUUGUACUUAUGUUAGAAAUUAUUGUUAUUAUUACUGAGGCAGCAAGCUGGCAGAAUCGUUAGCAUGCUGGACAAAAUGCUUUACAGUAUUUUGUCCAUCUUUAUGUUCUGAGUUCAAAUUCUGUAAUGUUUAACUUUGCCUUUCAUCUUUUCAAGGUUGAUAAAAUAAGUACUGGUUGGGCACAGGGGUGAAUGUAAUCAAUUUACCCAUCGCCCUAAAAUUGCUGGCCUUGUGCCAAAAUCUGAAACUAUUAUUACUAAGACAGCAAAAUGACAGAACUGUUAGCAUACCAGAGAAAGUGCUUAGUGGCAUUUCUUCAGGCUCUUUGCAUUCUAAGUUCAAAUUCUGAGACAGCCAACUUUACCGUUCAUCCUUUCUGGUUUGAUAAAAUAAAGUAUCAAUUAAAUACUGGAGUUAAUGUAAUCAACUAACCCUCUCCAAAAAUUACUGGCUUUGUACCAAAAAUUGAAACCAUGAUCUUUAUUGUUUCUGCCCCAAGGGUGGCAGGCUGGUUGAAUUGUUAGAGCGUUGGAAUAAAUGCAUUGCUGGAUAUCUUUUUUUUCUUUGCUCUCUACAUUCUGAGUUCAAAUCCGGCAAGGUCAACUUUGCCAUACAUCCUCCCAGAAUUGAUAAAAUAAAGUACCAGUCAAAUACUGGGGUCAAUGGUAUUGACUAACCACUUCCCCUCAGAACUGCUGGCCUUGUCCCUAAAUAAGAAAUUCUGCCCCAAGAAGGCAGUAAAAUGAAAGAAACAAUAGUGAUAUGAUCUACUCAAGAACUUUUAGCAUUGAGCUUUACUCUCUUUACAUCUUGAGUUCAAAUCCCACUACAGUUGAUGUAAAGUUUUUUUUUAAUUGAGAUUAAUACCAGUCAUAUACCGGGGUAUAUUUUCACUAGACUUUGUAUCCCAUACUCAUAAAUUUGUGGCCCAGUACUACAGUAAGAACUCUUUAUCAUUAUUAUUCAUAAGACAGUGGAUGGAAGAAUUGGUGGAACAUCAGACAUAAUGCCUUGUGGUAUUCAGUCAUGUCUCUACAUUUUGAGUUGGGAUUAUUUUUUGAAAUUCUUCUGUAGUUGAUACAAUAAGUGGCUGUCAAAUAAUACCAGAUUGAUUUGAUUGACUUCCUAUUUAUUUUAGACAUGACUAAUUUUGUGUGGCUGCAAAAUCAUAUUUUUAAUGUGUGUAAAUAGCAGUUUGUUUUAAAAAAUUGUUUUUAAGAAAAUAAAAUUUAACGCUUCAAGAAUGUUUAACAUUUAGCUUAGUAAAUAUCUUGGGGAUUCUUGUUGUUAUCUUAAUAUUUGUAGUGGUAGCCUUGUUUACCUACCACUCUCUGUAUGUAUGUAUAUAUAUAUAUAUAUUUGUGUGUGUGUAUUUCUAUGUUGUAUGUGUAUAAAUAUAUGUGUGUGUGUGUGUGUGUGUAUUAAUGUAUAUUUUUAUGUCAAGUUAUAACAAAAAAAAAACCCAAUCUAGUAUUAAACUGAAUUCAAUGCUUUCUGUAAUGCACAUAUACUUUCAUUGGACAUAGGUGAAAACUUCAAAAUCACUGUCACCCCUCUUGUUGAAGUAUAACAUGUAUAUACAUUAUUUACAUUUGACGGAUAUUUGUCCUCACCUUGUUUGUUGUUAACACAACGUUUCAGCUGAUAUUCCCUCCAGCCUUCAUCAGGUGUUUUGGGGAAAUUUCGAACCUGGGUUCUCAUUCCUAGGGUAUUUUUUGAUGUUAUUAUUAUUCAGGUCACUACCUGGAAUUGAAAUCGGAAUCUUGGGGUUAGUAGCCUGCGCUCUUAACCACUACGGCAUAGUGGUUAAGAGUGUGGGCUACUAACUCCAAGAUUCCGAGUUCGAUUCCUGGCAGUGACCUGAAUAAUAAUAAUAAUAAUAAUAACAUCAAAAAAUACCUUAGGAAUGAGAACCCAGAUUCAAAAUUUCCCCAAGUCACCUGAUGAAGGCUGGAGAGUAUAUUAGCCGAAACAUUGUGUUAACAACAAACAAGAUGACAAAUAUCUGUCAAAUGUAAAUAAUGUACAUAAUUCCUCAUCUCUUAAAUAUAGAACUGUAUUAACAUAUAUAUAUUCUUUAUUAUUUUGUGAUUCAGAAUCUAAGUACCUGAUGUUCACCCUGAUGCUAGAAGUGUGUAGAGUUUGAUGUAUGUUUGGCAAGUGUGUGGUAAACAGGGUUGUAUUACAUCCAAACCUAGAUUUCUUUCUGUCAGGCUUUCAUUCAGCUUUACACAUCAGUGGACUAGGAAAAAAAUUAUUCUUCAUUUACUGUUGUUCGGAGGAUAUAAUAUGUCCAUGUAAUGUGUUGUAAAUUUGUGUCUGAACUAUUUGUGAAAUUUGUGCUUUUCUGAUUAUUUAUUCUAACUAUGGUGCUCUCAGUUAUCAUUUUAGUUGAUUCUGUAUAUACAUGCAAGUUUGUUCCACCUGAAUUUACUGCAUUGUAAUAACAUAUUCAAAUUUAACAAUGAGCUGUUAACUGAGCUCUUAAUUACUGUGGAUAUCUCUUUUCAUGUUUAUACACCAAUUCUCUGUAUAUAGAUAUGUCUUUAUAAAUUUGUAUGUGUGUCUAUAUAUGUAUACAUAACUUUGAAAACAAUUCUUUGUUACAAAAUGGGUUCCAUCAACCUAUUUAUGACAUUGUACCUCUGAAACUGCAACAGUUGUCCAGAAUGUAUAGAAUUUUUUUCUUUUUUAAAAAUCAUUCAUAGUUACAUUUUCAAUUCAUAUUUGAUUGAAUGUUCCCCAUUUAUACAAAUAUAUGACUAUGUGUGAAGUGUAAGAAUAUUGAUACUUGUGUAUCUGUAAAUAUAUGCAUGUACCUUCACAUAUUUAUUCAAACCUUGGCUUCUCUGAGUUUUCUGUUCUUUAUGAUGAUGAUGACUGCCAAAAUAUUCUAUUUUUGAAAGAUCUCAGGGUUUCUUCAUCGUUCAUUGAUCAGUGGUCCUGUGUGACAAAACAUAAUAUUUAUAGCAUCUGUUGUUGAGAUAAACAGCAUGUAUGUUUUUUUUUUUAAUAUAUAUAUAUAUAUAGUGUAAGAAAGGGAGGGAAGACUUAGUUUGAAAUCCAUCAAUCAAUAAACUAUAGUAUACAUUUUAGUACCUUUUUUUUUUUUAUGAU
Octopus bimaculoides (California two-spot octopus) is the source of this 8534-nucleotide messenger RNA. RefSeq names its product DNA topoisomerase 2-binding protein 1. The record is from RefSeq and is a predicted model, not a curated record. Gene Ontology annotation, biological process: mitotic G2 DNA damage checkpoint signaling; DNA replication initiation; mitotic DNA replication checkpoint signaling. NCBI's taxonomy places the organism in Eukaryota, Metazoa, Mollusca, Cephalopoda, Octopoda, Octopodidae.